Molecule: messenger RNA, 3169 nt
Organism: Nezara viridula (southern green stink bug)
Lineage: Eukaryota; Metazoa; Arthropoda; Insecta; Hemiptera; Pentatomidae
Source: the annotation of a GenBank genome assembly
AUGGGAUUCCAAGACAGGCCCGCGCAUGCGCCACAGAACCCCACCUUAAGUUCCUGCCCACCGGGGACUGUCCAGUCAGUACCGUUACUGCUUCCAGUGAGUGUGGACUUCAAGAGCUCUGAAGCCAGCAGCCUGUUUAAUGGCUUCCGGGAGACUGCAAAUCGAGCUGAUACUACAAAGAGACCCCCCUGCCCUAAAAAGCAAAUAAACGGGGAAGCGGAAAUAGGUACCGUUGGAGCAGGUACCGCUAGCCGCAAGUGCCAAUAUCUUCCUCCCUCAAGUGCUUUAGAACACCCCCUGAGGAUCGAUAAAAUGUUUUCUAAUACUCCAAUGAGCUACAGUUACCCCUCGGCGAGCGACGGGAACAGAGUCUUAGACCUACGGGUUUAUAAACAGGGGGAAGUGGUCCCAGGUCAGCUAACUCCUCCAAGAGAUGGUAGUCCUAUUUCUGGUGCUGGCAGUCCUGCACCAGUUGUCACUCCUGGUUCAGUAGGAAGCCCUAUUCCAGGUGGUACUCCUGUUUCAGUCGGAAGCCCUGUUCCAGUUGGGAGUCCUGUUUCCCUGACACCCACUAUUGCAAUAACGCAAAGGGUCUUGGCCGCAGCACAGGCUCAGCACACCCGCCCUUUCAAGGCAUACCCUAAAGAUCCCCUUACCUUGUCUACAGCACAAGAUGAAUCCUAUAUCCGAUUCAGAGAUGAAAUGUUAUCUCAGGUAAAGGGUGGAAAAACUUGUCAGAGGAAACGGCCUGCCAGUCCACAAGAAUCUCUGGACAGCAGACAGGAUCAUUCAGAAGAAAAGGAUGCUGCCUACUGGGAGAGGAGAAGAAAAAACAAUGAGGCAGCGAAGAGGUCGAGGGAUGCGAGAAGGGCGAAAGAAGAUGAGAUUGCCAUCAGGGCAGCCUUUUUGGAACAGGAAAAUCUGAAGCUGAAAUACCAAAUAGCAGUACUAUCUGAAGAAACAGCCCACCUCAGGUGUAUGGUUUACAAGGCAGAUCAUCAUCCUGCCGUUCUGGCGAGGUACCCACCCAUGAUUUGAAAUCCUUAUCAUAAAUUUUGUAAAUAGUCUCUAGGUUAGGUAUAUUUGUUUCAAAAUUCUAUUGUAAAUAUUAUUUUAUCAUAUAAUUCGCAGUGGUAUUAUAUCAUUUGUUUCAAAGGUUUAAAAAUGCUUAUAAAAAUCUAAAAUUCUUUUUAUCACAUUAAAUUAGAUAUUUAAUGAGAAAAUAAUUAUAGUUUUAAAAUAUUAAAAAUUAAUCUUCAAAUCUGACUGAAUAAUUUAUCAUUUUUUGACAAUAAAAUAUACUAUUUUUCAGGAAUUGAAGAGCUCAUAUAUGUUAUAUGAGAUUUUAGGAAAAGUAGGAAUUUUAUGUCAUAUUAUGCUCAGAAUAAUAUGUUAAUUAUUCCAUCCUAAAUAGCAUCUUGUUUAAUUUUUCUAAACCUUAAAUUGUGGUUGUUGCCAGAAAAUGAAAAUUGAUUGAUCUAGUGUAAAAUUGAAAUAAAAAAAUCAUUAAAUACAAUUUUUCUCAGAUUCAAUUUUUUCAAUUUGAAUUCAAUCAUUCAAAUAGAAGAGCACUUAGCUCUGCAAUCGUUAAUAUGACAAAGAAUUAAAACAUAAACGGUAUGUUUUAAAUAAUAGAUUACAUCAUUAAUAGUAAUUUUCGAAGUUUACAACCCUUAUUUUUAUCAUUUAUGCAAAUGAUUGCCUACAUUUUCAGAAAAAAAUGCUGCGACUAAAUGAAAUUUUCAAGGAGGCAUUGUUUUUUCUAAAACUUCUUUAUUUAUUGAAUAAAUAUCUGGAUAUUGUAGCUAAAAAUAGUUGCUAUAGUGCUCAAAUCCAAAAUCAAAUAGGAAACUAUUUUUAAUUGGAUUUGUAAAAAAGCUAUGCGAAACUGUUUUAGUUUCAUAAAUAUCAAUUAUGCAGUUAAGGAAUUUUAACCACCAUUUUAUGGCAUGAUACUGGACGGAUCAAAAAAACUAUAAUGUACAUUUAUUUUCAUAUAUAUAUACCUUUGGUAUUUGACAGAUAGAAAAAUAAACUUUAUUCUGAGAGAAAGUCAAAAAACUAAUUUAAUAAAAAUCAUGGUAAUUUAAUAAUUGUUAUAUUUGAUUUUUAAUUUUAAAAUUUGCUGGAUUUAUAUUUAAAAAUUUAAAUUGAUCUUUGUUAUUUAUUUAUUUGAUUAAAAAUAACGAUCACUCGCUUAGUAACACGGUUUUAAAUAAAUAAUAAUGCUUAAAUUUUGAUCAGAAAAUAAAAUCCCCUUUAACACAGAAAUUAAAUACAAUAUUACUAUUUAUGUAUACAUUAUUAUUUUGGACAUUAUUACAUUAUUUUGGACUAAUAGUGAUUAUUUUUAUGUACAAAUCCAGGUCUUAUAUUUUAGAAUUUUUAUUGGAUAUUUAAAAAAGUAUUUUGGGUUGAAUGUUGCUGCACUUGUUAUAUAUAUAUAUAUAUAGCCAAUUCUUACCUCAGAAUUAAAUAUACCACUGCGAUUUACUUUUUAAAUAAGAUAAUGUACGAUAUUUAUACUGUAAAUAUUUUUUUUGUAAAUAAUUUGCAAAUAUGUGAUUUAAUAAAAAAAAUUCUAAUUGCUGAUGAAAUGAUUUUUAAGAAAUGAGUAUUUACUUUAUUUUUAGUAGAAAAAGCUAUCUUUGUAUCUCCAUCAUAAAUUCAGUUUACAGUUAUUUUAAGAAUACAUUUCACACUAUAUGUAAUUUAUAGAAAAAUAUUUUAAUUUAACUGUUAUGUAUUUUUCCCAGUCCAAGGCAUUUUUAGUUAAGUGGCUUUAUUUAUUUUGAAUUCCUUAACGGGAUUGUUAAAGGGCUUUAAAUAGAAGUAGUGAUUAUUGUUAAGAAUAUUAGACUGCCUUAAUUAAUGUAUACUUGUAAAUUUUCCUUGUGAAUUAGGAAAACUUGUAUUUUUUGUAUUCCAACUUUGUAUAUAUAUAUGUGUUGUUUUAUUGAAAGAAUUUAUUUAUGUAUCAUAUCUCUAUUUUUUUAAUAUAUAUUCAUUAUUAUUAUUAUUAUUGAGAACAUAAUCGAAGGUUAUUACGUAUAAUAUUUAAUAUUACAUGUGAUGUAACAAUGUCACAUGUAUGGAAUACAUUUUGUAAAAAAAACAACAAAAAAAACAACAAAUUUUAUGCUCAAGAUUGUUAUAUUCUUUGAGUUAU